Messenger RNA from Pogoniulus pusillus (Red-fronted tinkerbird), 1333 nucleotides. It is a transcript of the gene MOB1A, whose product is annotated as MOB kinase activator 1A. The coding region runs from base 96 to 746 and encodes 216 amino acids. The record is from RefSeq and is a predicted model, not a curated record. Gene Ontology annotation, cellular component: cytoplasm; nucleus. Gene Ontology annotation, biological process: positive regulation of protein phosphorylation; hippo signaling. Gene Ontology annotation, molecular function: protein kinase activator activity. NCBI's taxonomy places the organism in Eukaryota, Metazoa, Chordata, Aves, Piciformes, Lybiidae. The transcript is spliced from 6 exons.
GGGCGGGGCCUGGUGGGCGGGGCCUGGUGGGCGCCGCUGCCGCCGCCGCCACCUCCGCCCUCGCCUCAGCCCGGCCCGGCCCGGCCCUGCCAGCCAUGAGCUUCCUCUUUGGGAGUCGAUCGUCGAAGACCUUCAAACCCAAGAAGAACAUUCCAGAAGGCUCCCAUCAGUAUGAGCUCCUCAAGCACGCAGAGGCCACGCUGGGCAGUGGUAACCUCAGGCAGGCUGUCAUGCUGCCUGAGGGGGAGGACCUGAACGAGUGGAUUGCAGUCAACACGGUGGACUUCUUUAACCAGAUCAACAUGCUCUAUGGGACCAUCACUGAGUUCUGCACCGAGGCCAGCUGCCCACUCAUGUCUGCAGGGCCCAGGUACGAGUACCACUGGGCAGAUGGCACCAACAUCAAGAAGCCCAUCAAGUGCUCAGCUCCCAAGUACAUCGACUACCUGAUGACCUGGGUGCAGGACCAGCUGGAUGAUGAAACGCUCUUCCCUUCCAAGAUAGGUGUCCCAUUCCCCAAGAACUUCAUGUCGGUGGCCAAGACCAUCCUGAAGCGACUGUUCCGUGUCUAUGCCCACAUCUACCACCAGCACUUUGACUCUGUCAUGCGGCUGCAGGAGGAGGCUCACCUCAACACCUCCUUCAAGCACUUCAUCUUCUUUGUGCAGGAAUUCAACUUGAUCGACAGGAGGGAGUUGGCUCCUCUGCAGGAGCUGAUUGAGAAGUUGGGCUCCAAGGACAGAUAGACCCUCCCUGAAGGACCUUCUUGUCUGCUCCUCUCUGCUUUGGCCUCCAGCCACUUCUGUGCUUCGCCAGGCUCAGGCUGAGCAUCGCUUCCACCCUGCAGCAGCUGCUGCAGCCACAGCCUGUGUGGUUCUCCAGCCACCGCCUGUGUGGCUCUCCAGGGCUGCCUGUGCCUUGGGGACUGGGCUGUGUGCUCGAGUCUGGUGAGAACCACAGUCUGGUUGAAGGUGGAACUUGUACUCAGAGCAGGAUCUCACAGGCAUGGGGUGAAGCUCAAGUGCUGCACUGCUGCUUUCUUCUUCCAGAGGCAAAGUUUCUCCUCUGGAUUCACGGACACAGCACUGGGAGCAGCUUCCCUGAGUGCCAGCAGCGGCUCAGCUGCUUCCUGCAGUGCUGGGUCUGGAUGAGCUGCACUCAGAGCCUUAAGCUCCCCUUGACAGCAGCACUGCUGUGGGGGGAGGGAAUAAAAAGUGCCUGGCCCUGGGCUGGAAGAGCAGCUCCUUGGUGUCCCCAGCAGUGGGGGGCUGAGGGAAGGACCCUACCGGGUGGCAAGGCAAUAAUAAAGUUUCUCCUUCCUGCUCUUCUUUCA